UCGCCCUCUCUCUGCAGCAGUUCCUCACCAGCGCUGCGGACCAGCGCACCUCUGCUGAGAGCCUGCAGGAAUAUACCACCGGGAAAGCCGUUCUGUCAUUGUCAACGGCAGGUUCACGUGUGGAUUACGCGCAGGAUUAACGAAUGAUCCUCAAUAUGGACGAAUAAUCAGAUUAAUGUUUGCAGGGGCGCCUCGUCUGGACGCUGCUCCUACAUUAGCUCUGCAAUGUUUCAGACGUUGCGGACGUCUUUACUAUCAAGUGCCCGGUGCUGGGAUACCGACAGUGAGCGGUCGUACCAGAGCCUGUUUGACCGGCUCGACACCAAUAAAGAUGGAAAAGUGGAUGUGGCUGAGCUGCGAGCGGGCCUCAAGGCUAUGGGGAUAUUCCGCCACGGCGCCGCACAGAAAAUCGUGUCAUCCGGUGAUCAAAACAAAGACGGUUAUUUGGACUUCAACGAGUUCACCAAAUACUUGAAAGAACACGAGAAAAAGCUGUGGCUGACAUUCAAGAGUUUGGACAGGAACAACGAUGGGCGCAUUGAUGCGACAGAGAUCCAGCAGUCCCUGGCCGAGCUGGGCAUGGAUGUCAGCAAGGUGGAUGCCCUGAAAAUUUUAAAGAGUAUGGACAUUGACAGGACCAUGAUGGUUGACUGGAAUGAGUGGAGAGAUCAUUUCCUGCUGUGCCCUGCCCAUGACCUGGAAGAGAUCAUACGCUACUGGAAACACUCCUCGGUGCUGGACAUCGGUGACAGCCUCGCCAUCCCAGAUGAGUUUACGGAUGAGGAGAAGAACUCGGGUGUCUGGUGGAAGCAGCUGGUUGCAGGCGCGGCGGCAGGCUCCGUCUCUCGCACUGGUACGGCACCACUGGACAGAGUCAAAGUCUUCAUGCAGGUUCAUUCGACUAAGGCAAAGCCCAUAAGUGUGAUUGGGGGUUUCAGGCAGAUGAUCGUCGAGGGAGGACUGGCGUCACUGUGGAGAGGAAAUGGAAUCAACGUUUUGAAGAUCGCACCAGAAACAGCAAUCAAAUUUAUGGCAUAUGAACAAUAUAAGAAGUUGUUAACGUCGGAAGGAAAGAAGAUUGAGGCGCAUAAGAGAUUCAUGGCCGGCUCUAUGGCUGGAGCCACAGCUCAGACAGCCAUCUACCCAAUGGAGGUAUUAAAGACCCGUCUGACCUUGAGGAAAACUGGCCAGUACACAGGAAUGUUUGGCUGUGCCAAGACGAUUCUGAGGAAGGAAGGUGUCAUAGCUUUCUAUAAGGGCUACAUUCCAAACUUAUUGGGUAUCAUUCCCUAUGCUGGGAUAGACCUUGCUGUUUAUGAGACGCUGAAGAACGCCUGGUUGGCGUAUUACGCCAAAGACACAGCUAAUCCUGGUGUUCUGGUGUUGCUGGGCUGCGGUACCAUCUCUAGUACCUGCGGCCAGCUGGCCAGCUACCCUCUCGCACUUGUACGGACAAGAAUGCAGGCGCAAGCAUCUCUGGGUGGAUCAGACCAGCCUUCCAUGAGUACUCUGCUGAAGAACAUUGUAGCCAAAGAUGGUUUCUUUGGGCUCUACCGGGGCAUCCUGCCAAACUUCAUGAAAGUCAUUCCUGCUGUCAGCAUUAGCUAUGUGGUUUACGAGUACAUGAAGACUGGCUUAGGAAUCUAAAAAUUUACCACAAGGAGUGGAGAAGAACAGUCUCUAUUCGUUGGACAUGAAAAAUACCGGACACGACUCCAAAGAGACGGAUGGACAUCUAACUUACAGAGCAUGACUUCAUUGGUUCAUGGCAUGGAAGGUCGUUAAUGGACUUUCAAAGAGUUGCCUGCCAGUAGCUAAAGUCUUAAUCAGUUGUGGUGCGCAUGCUUUAUUUUUGAUUUUGUGGUUGCACAUAAUACACUCCCUACCUUUACAAACCGUCCAAAAGAAUGCUUGACACAGUAAAGUUCUGUAAAUAUUACAAAAAUAAUAUAUUUACAAAAUAAGUGUUUUUUAAUUUAUGUCUUUUUUUUCCUUUAAACCACAAUGAAACAAGAAUGAAACACAAUGUUGUGCUUUUUGUUAUCACAGUAAGAGAGAGUUUGAUCUUAUUGCAUGCCGCGUUUGUGUUGGAAUGAGAAAAGUAACACUAUAUCUGUUUAAAUGUUCACGUCUUUUUCUCACUUUUAAGUUUAAAACACCUGCACUGGAAUGACAUCUACACCAAAAAAGCAGUGCGCCAAUCAGCAGCAUUCAGCUAAGGAUAACUGGUCCUCAAAAAUCAAUAGUUGGUAAUACUGGAAAAGUGUGUGUAUAAAGACACACAUGUUGGACAAUGUGAAAACCACUAAUCCCACAUCCUGUAUGUGGUAAUAAUUGAAAUGUGCCUUACAGCCUCAUGAUGCAACCUUGGAGAAGAGUUUUUAGCUCUACAUACUGUAUUUAUGUAGUACAUUUACUUUAUGAAUGUUUUUAGGUAUUUUUAUUUAUUGGGUUUAUACAUAAACAGCCCUAAUAACUGGUCAUUGGACUGAAAUACCUACAAAGAGCAUAUUUUGUCAUGUUUCACUUCUUUUUCAACAGAUUAAGACUACCUUUUCUUAAACCUGCAGAGAUACACUGAUAGCAGGAUCUUGAUAUGGUUUACAUUUUGGUACUUGGUCUUUUACCCAGCUGAAGGGUAGAAAUCAAGUUUAUAAUCCAUGAAAAUAUGACUGAGUAUUAUUUUAAGUUAUAUUACUGUAGAUUUUGAAGUCUGAAACUGAUCCUGCUUUGUAAGUAGUUGAACCUUCACACUGCUGGUCUGUUCUCAGCAAUGUCAGGUUUGUAGACUAAAUUGGGGAGUUGGGGGUUUGAAAGUGAUUAAAGCAAAGUGUACAACAAAAUGUGUCAUUCAUUUUGAGCACAUUUUCAGAAGAAGACCAAAUAAGAUCAGAAUAUGGGCACAUUUCUGCCGACUACAGUUAUGCAAUUAUUAAUUUGUAUUAAUCAUUAGCCCUCAUACCUGAACGGCAGGAGUGGGUGCAUUAAGAUGGCGUCCCUAAAAGAUUAGAUAAGAGAACAAAGUAAGUGGACAUUGAAAUUAAGCAGCUAAGUCAACUAUGUGCUCUUAGACAUUUCUGUAGCAGCUGUGUGCGCCAUGUAAGUUGUGAUUUCUGUAUUUACAUUGUUCAUUUCCUGAGCUAUUUACUUUGCAAUUCAUUGUACUUUCAAUUGUAUUGCUUAUACCAAGUUUUCUACCUCUCCCAAGAUUUUUUUAAGUAUCUGCAUUCAUCAUUUUUUUCCUUGGUGUACUGUACAGUAUUGGAGAAUUACUUUUGCAUAAAAAAAUAAAAAAUGCAAAUGAAGAAAGAGAAAUACUGGCUG
Cololabis saira (Pacific saury) is the source of this 3324-nucleotide messenger RNA. Its product is annotated as mitochondrial adenyl nucleotide antiporter SLC25A24-like. Lineage: Eukaryota; Metazoa; Chordata; Actinopteri; Beloniformes; Belonidae. Gene Ontology annotation, biological process: transmembrane transport. The transcript is spliced from 10 exons. Bases 226 to 1647 code for a protein of 473 amino acids. Gene Ontology annotation, molecular function: ATP transmembrane transporter activity; calcium ion binding. Gene Ontology annotation, cellular component: mitochondrial inner membrane. The record is from RefSeq and is a predicted model, not a curated record.